GUCCAUCCAAAAGAAAUUGGUGAGUCAGACACGCAGAAAUCGAGAGGCCACAGCACUGACACAACAACAGGAGGAAAAACAAAAAAAAGAGUUAGAAAAAGUGGGAUAUGGAGACAACGUCAUCACUAAUAAAGUCUGUGACCAGGCGGGUGUGGUUGUCGGCCCCUGCCCAUCAGAGACCGUUCAGGGUGUGUUCCCAUGACAGGGGCACCAGGAAGGGCAUCACAGCAGGAACCCUGGAGGAGUUGAGAGAGAGGGUGUGCCAGGCUUUGAUGCUGUGUUUGUCCAGUCUGGCUGUGGUGCUGGUGUGUGAGGAGGAUGGGACAGUGGUGGACUCUGAAGACUUCCUGAUGUCUCUGCCAGACAACACAGUCCUCAUGGCCCUGGAACCUGGACAGACAUGGAAAACCCCUCCGGGUACAACGCUCUCUAAAGCCCAAGACCCCAACCAGCCGCGGACAGGAAAGGAUAUAGCCUGCGUGACCUUUGACCUGUACCGGCAGAACCCCAAGGAUGUGUUUGGCUCCCUGAACGUGAAGGGCACCUUUUCAGGCCGGUACUCUGUCAGCGCCGACUUCAAAUGUCUGGGGCCCAAGAAAGUCCUCAGAGAGGCCCUCCGCGUGGCCUCCACCCUCCUCCAGGCGGCAGGUCAAAUGUUGAUCUCCUCAGCUAAUCUGAUCAAGCGGCUCAUCGAGGAAGCAGAGUUCUGGCAGCCCCAGAGGGCGGAGGUUACAGAGUGCUGGAACUGAGACAGUUGAGGCUGUAAUUAAGGCUUUUGAGGCUAGAAUUGAGUUUAUGUACAGGUCCAAUCUUAACACGAGCUCAAGUUAGGACAUGGCCCUAUAAAGUAUUGCUCUAGGAUCAAUGAAGAAGAGAAGAGAUCCAAUGUUUAUUAAAGCUGAACACAACAACCACACUCGUAGUAAUACCAAUUGCUGCAGCGCAACAUUCCUAUUUGUCUGUUGCAUUUUAAAUACUGUACCAUGUGUAUGAUAGCGUGAUGCAAGGUUGUGAUGAAGCUAUGUGCAGAAAGACAAUUACUCACAUGGGCGUGUUGUAAAAUAGGAUGUAUCUAUUUCUAUAAAUCUUGGGAAUUUCCCAUGAAAGUAAGGAAUUGAAUAAGAAAAAAAAGAGUAGGCAUAAAUGUUUUACUUUCUUUGUAGUUUCUCAUCACUGUCUCAUUUUGUGUUCAAUAAAUGCUUUCAGUUGUUACAUUCA
Molecule: messenger RNA, 1218 nt
Organism: Salvelinus namaycush (lake trout)
Lineage: Eukaryota; Metazoa; Chordata; Actinopteri; Salmoniformes; Salmonidae
Product: cell death activator CIDE-B-like
Exons: 5
Coding region: 108-749 (213 amino acids)
Biological process (GO): apoptotic process; regulation of apoptotic process
Source: RefSeq, a predicted model, not a curated record